AUGACGCAGUACACAAAAAAAUACACUUCGUAAAACGUAUUUCCGGGAACGGUUGUUUUUGUCGGGGACGAAUUGUAUAGGUACAGCUCUUUUAAAAAAGAGGAAGAAAACUAUUGAAAGAGAUCUUAAUCUUUAAAACGUUUUGGAAAGGGAGAUAUUGAUUACGAAAAAAAGAACAAAGUUACAUUGAGAGCAACAAGACGGCAAUGAAAUAUGGACACGCCCACGGAGUCGGCAAACAUAAAUGUGUGUUUACUAACUUUAGGUGACAUUACGGAUGGACAGCUUGAAAAUAUAAGUAAAGAACAUUGUUAUAGCAGAGGUCUAAAACGUAAAUACUUGGAACUACAUGAUGAUGUAGAUGGUCAACAAGAACAUAACCAGUCUUUGUCACCAGCAGAUGAUUGCUUUGAUGACAACUAUGAUGCAUGUCAAUCAGAGAUUGAAAGUGAAAAAUAUGAGGAUGAGGAAGAAGAGGAGGGGGCUCUUGGAGGUCGCAGGAUUGUAGAGUUGAGUGUUUUGGCUGCAAAAUUAGGUGAAGGCUGCAGUAAUUGCUCUACAGAGCUAAAACUUUCAUCCUGUGUUGGAGAAACCAGAUAUGGCCUAGGCAGUCUCCUCAAAAUUCAUUGCAAUAAUUGCAAUGAAAUUAAUAAUGUACCUACUGGCAAGAGACAUGGUCAAAAUACAUGGGAUAUUAAUACCAAAUUGGGUGCAGCUGUGGUAUUUUGUGGACUUGGAGAAAUGACCGUUAACAAUUUCCUUGCUGCUUUGAAUAUUCCCACUGUAACUUCUGUAACUUUUAAGAGACGAGAGAGGGAGGUUGGCAGUAUUUUUGAAGCUGUUGCAAAUGAGACUUGUAAUGAAGCCCUUGCCGAGGAGAAAAAAAGAUCACAAGAUGCCGAAAAAUUUUCUGUGUCCUUUGAUGCUGGAUGGCAGACUAGAGGUAGCGGUCGAAACUAUGCAAGUUUGUCAGGGCAUGCGAGUAUGAUUGGAGAGAAGACAGGAAAAAUUCUUUCAUAUGCUGUUCGGUGCAAGAAAUGCAGAUUCUGUGAUAAAGCACCAGUAUCAGCAGAAGUGAAUAAACAUGAUUGUAGAAGAAAUUGGGAAAAAUCCUCAAAGGCAAUGGAACCAGAUAUGGCUUUAGAAAUGUUGCAUGACUUAAAAGCGCGUGACUUCCAUGUAAAACAUCUUAUAAUGGAUAAUGACUCAACAACCUUAGCCAAGGCAAAAAUGUCUUUUGAUCCAAAUAUCCAAAAAAUUUCGGAUUUUAAUCAUACAAAAAAAAAUCUGGCAAGUAAACUCUAUGACAUCAAAAAGGAGAAAAAGUAUCCUCUUCUAGGUCCAAAAUCCAUUCAACAUUUACUAAAAUGUUUUUCAUAUGCUGUUAAAUCCAACGAAGACACAGACACUUUAAAGAGAAAUUUAGACUCUAUUCCUCUCCAUGUAUUUGGAAACCACAAGAAAUGUAAAAAAAAGUGGUGUAAAUAUCUACAGGACCCAGAAAAUUAUAAACCCAUAAAUUUACCAUAUGGAAAAUAUCUUUCUGGAGUGGAUUUACUCAAAGAUUUACAGCAUCUGUUCAGUGAUUUAGCUAAAAAUGCAAGUAAACUUUCCAAUAUUGGAAGCACUCAGGCAAAUGAAAACUUCAACAAAAUAGUUGCCUGCAAAAAUCCCAAAGCAUUAUAUUACAGUGGAUCUGAGAGCACAUCCUUUAGAGUAGCAGCUGCUGUUGCACAUAAGAAUAUUGGACAUCUGACAAUUGGAAAGGUUUAUGAUACUUUGAUGCUCUCGCCAGGGAUGCACACAAAUGUACAUGAAAGGAGGGUUUCUCGAAAGAGAGAAAAAGAAAAAUUGCGACAAAGCACUGUUGAGUGCAAGAGACGAAGACAUGAACUAAAGAAAUUGAAAUCAAGCCAAAUAUCAACUUCAGAAAUAAAAGAAGGAAAAACCUAUGAAUCAGGUGUUGGAUUGUCUUGUGCUGAUGCUGUAAUAGAAGAAAUCCCAGAUUGCACCCCUGCUUCCAAACCUGUUUCAGUGCCUACCCGUACAGACUCAAACCUUCUUUAUUUUGACUUGGAAACAACUGGACUAGGUACAUCAGCAGAAAUAACACAGCUUGCUUGCAUAUUUGAAGAAGAAACCUUUAAUAGAUUUUAACAUGUUUAGUGACAUCGUUGAGGAAAAACACACUAUUUGUAAGUAUGUCGAUCAUGUUGGUUUGAAAAGCUUGUGUUUCCAUAGCGUAUCAACUUGAUGUUCAUCAUGUAAGUAUUAUGUGUGGUGUACUGUUUGUGUUCUUUGUGUCUGUGUCUGUAGUACAUAUGUAGUUGCAUGCA
This is a messenger RNA of Magallana angulata, 2336 nucleotides long. RefSeq lists its product as uncharacterized. NCBI's taxonomy places the organism in Eukaryota, Metazoa, Mollusca, Bivalvia, Ostreida, Ostreidae. The transcript has 12 exons. The record is from RefSeq and is a predicted model, not a curated record. The coding region runs from base 214 to 2157 and encodes 647 amino acids.